GUAGAGCCCUCCAGCAUCCAUCGCCGCCAUGCCUGAGCUAGCUGAAGUCUCGCGCAUCGUCUACUUCAUCCGCCAGCAUCUGGUGGGCAAGACCCUCUCCAAGGUAUCUACGCAGAACGAUGAUAUCGUAUACGGUAAAGCCGGCACCACGGCGGCCGAGUUCCAGAAAGCCAUGGAGGGCAAGAAAGUAGUGGGUGCGGGCCAGCAGGGCAAGUACUUCUGGAUUGCCAUGUCCUCACCACCGCAUCCCGUCAUGCAUUUCGGCAUGGCAGGCUGGCUCAAGAUCCGCAAUGCCGACACGUAUUACUACAGAACGGACAAACCAGAAGAUAAGGACUGGCCGCCCAAGUACUGGAAAUUCCUGCUCGAAACGGACGGCGACCCCAAGACGGAGGCUGCGUUUGUGGAUUUCCGCAGGCUGAGCAGAGUAAGACUCGUGGAUUGUCCGGCGGAGGAGAUUCGCAGUUACAGUCCCCUCAAGGAGAAUGGCCCAGACCCGGUAGCCGACAAAGAGGCGGUGUCUGAGAACUGGCUGGGAGAGAAACUGAAGAGUAAGAAGGUGCCGAUCAAAGCUCUUCUUCUUGACCAAGCCAACAUAAGUGGUAUUGGCAACUGGAUGGGCGACGAGAUCCUAUACCAUGCAAGGAUACAUCCCGAGCAGUACAGCAACUCUCUGAACAAUGAUCAAAUAAAGAAGCUGCAUUCCUCCAUUCAUUAUGUCUGCUCAACGUCAGUGGACUUGCUGGCCGAUUCAGACAAAUUCCCCGAGGACUGGCUUUUCAAGCAUCGAUGGGGCAAGGGAAAGAAGAACACGCCAUCUGUUUUACCCAACGGUGAAAGGAUCACAUUCCUUACGGUGGGCGGCAGAACAAGCGCCGUUGUCCCCAGUGUGCAAAAGAAAACGGGGCCCGUGACCAAGGGUGCUAGUGGUGAAGAUACCAGCGGCACGCAAAGCAAUUCCAAGAGGAAGCGAUCAGCAGCCCCCAAAGAAGAAAGCGAUUCAGAGGCCAAAAGAGAAGAGCCCACGCCCAAGAAAACAGGGUCCAAGCCGCAAGCCAAGAAGCCUGUGAAAACCGAAGACAACGAGGAAGAGAAGGCUGCUGAUUUAGGACGCCGACGCUCUACGCGCCUCCGGAAAUAA
Molecule: messenger RNA, 1141 nt
Organism: Aspergillus steynii IBT 23096
Lineage: Eukaryota; Fungi; Ascomycota; Eurotiomycetes; Eurotiales; Aspergillaceae
Product: putative formamidopyrimidine-DNA glycosylase
Exons: 2
Coding region: 29-1141 (370 amino acids)
Biological process (GO): base-excision repair
Cellular component (GO): nucleus
Molecular function (GO): DNA N-glycosylase activity; damaged DNA binding; zinc ion binding
Source: RefSeq, a predicted model, not a curated record